Molecule: messenger RNA, 969 nt
Organism: Papaver somniferum (opium poppy)
Lineage: Eukaryota; Viridiplantae; Streptophyta; Magnoliopsida; Ranunculales; Papaveraceae
Product: F-box/kelch-repeat protein At1g57790-like
Exons: 2
Coding region: 1-969 (322 amino acids)
Source: RefSeq, a predicted model, not a curated record
AUGGGGGAAAAAGAAGCAUCUUCAAGAACAACACCUUGGCUUGUUUUUCCAUAUGGAAAAGGUAAGAAGAAACAAGCCCUUUAUAAUAUUUGUGAACCAAAUAACACAAAUUGUAUAAAAAUCAUUCCUGAGUUGAGUAGGAAAGCCUUUUGGCAGAAACCUUGUCAUAAAGGUUGGUUAGUUAUUCUAUGUGAUGAUAAUGGUAAAGACGGUGAUGAUGAUGUCGAUGUUAAUCAGUCUUCAAAUAUCCCAAACUGGAAUUAUGGGGAUUACAUCUCUUUCACCUCUUUACCGACUGCUCCAGACUGUAUAGUUUUUGGCAUUGAUGGAAGGGGCUUUGGUAUCACCAUCUACUCGAUUAGAAGAGGAGAACAAGAAUGGGAAGUUGUUAGCUUUGAAGAUUCUCAUGUUGAAAAAUAUUCGCCUUUACGAAAUACUCUGACUUUGUUCGACGGGGUCUUCUACUCUGUAGGUUAUGAUGGAACUUUAAAUAAACUUAACUUAUCGGAUGAUACAUUUGAAUAUCUUAAGAAACCUCUGGAACUUUUUAAUGACUCGUUCCCAAGUUUCUUGGUCAAGUGUGGAGAAGAUCUUCUGUUAGUAAAAUUAUGUCCCAAAAUGUUAGUUAGAAUCUUUAGAAUGGAUUUCUCUGAAAUGGAAUGGGUUAAAGUUGAAAGUUUGAGAAAGCAUGUGUUAUUCAUUAGCGACAUCACUUGUUUCUCAGCAAUCGCUCCAAAUAGUCGGAUGGAGAACAAAGUAUAUUUCCCUAGAUUAUAUCUGGAAGGUGAAGGGAUUUUAUGCUAUUCACUUGAAACAGGAAGUUAUCAUUCUUUUGGUGGUACCUCUCAGCAUUCUGCUACUAAUAACAUAUAUGGCACUAAGGGUUGGCUUUCAAACUGCACUUGGAUUCAGCCUAAUUGGUCCAAGUCCACUGCUCAAGAGCUCGACUGGCUGAACUCUCUUACUUAA